UUGAAAAUUUCUUUUCUUUUUUCUUUUUCGUUUUUUCCAAGGUUUUUCCAAGUUGUGUGUAGAUUUGUUGUAAGUUUUUGAUGCAAAAUUGUUUCAUUCGAAUAUUAAACUUUAUGGCUUUGCUGUGAUAUUCAUUUGAUUUGUUUUCUUUUCAGAAAAUGAGUAAUCCAUCAAACCAAUCCACUCCACCUCCAAAAGCAGGAGAAGCAAUGGAAGUCGAAGAAGCUCUUGAUGAAGAAAUCCUCAGAAUGUCAACAGAAGAUCUCAAAUCUCGAACACAUUUACUUGACAACGAAAUUCGUAUCAUGCGUUCCGAAGUUCAACGCAUCAAUCAUUCUGCUCAAACUCUCAAAGAACGCGUAAAAGAAAACACCGAAAGAAUCAAAGUCAACAAAACGUUGCCAUAUUUGGUAUCAAACGUUGUUGAAUUAUUGGAUUUGGAAGAUAACCAAGAAGAAGAAGGAGCUAAUGUAGAUUUGGAUGCACAGAAAACCAAGUGCGCUGUCAUCAAAACUUCAACUCGUGCAACAUACUUCUUGCCGGUUGUUGGACUGGUUGACCCAGAUGAAUUGAAACCAGGAGAUCUUGUUGGUGUCAACAAAGAUUCUUAUUUGAUUCUCGAAAAAUUGCCAGCCGAAUACGAUUCUCGUGUCAAAGCUAUGGAAGUUGAUGAAAGACCGACUGAACAAUACGCUGAUAUCGGAGGAUGUGAUAAACAAAUUCAAGUAAGUUUUGAAGCAGCUAAAAAAUUCUUGAAAAUAAAUAUAAAAAUUACAUUUUAGGAACUUAUCGAAGCUGUUGUUCUUCCAAUGACACAUAAAGAUCGUUUCGUUAAUCUUGGAAUUCAUCCACCAAAGGGAGUUCUUAUGUACGGUCCACCAGGAACUGGUAAAACUAUGAUGGCUCGAGCAGUUGCUGCUCAAACCAAAUCCACUUUUUUGAAACUUGCUGGUCCACAACUCGUUCAAAUGUUCAUCGGAGAUGGCGCUAAAUUAGUUCGUGAUGCUUUCGCGUUGGCAAAAGAAAAAGCACCAGCUAUUAUUUUCAUCGACGAACUUGAUGCUAUUGGUACAAAACGUUUCGAUUCGGAAAAAGCUGGAGAUCGUGAAGUGCAAAGAACUAUGUUGGAAUUAUUGAAUCAACUUGAUGGUUUCCAACCAAAUGAUGAUAUCAAAGUUAUUGCCGCUACUAACAGAAUCGAUGUUUUAGAUCCAGCAUUGUUACGUUCAGGACGUUUGGACAGAAAAAUUGAAUUGCCACAUCCAAAUGAAGAUGCUCGCGCAAGAAUUAUGCAAAUUCAUUCGAGAAAAAUGAAUGUUAAGUAAGUUCAUCAUUCCAAUUUUUCAAAACUGAUUUUUCUCUUCAUUUCAGCAAAGAUGUGAACUUUGAAGAAUUGGCCAGAUGUACUGAUGAUUUCAAUGGUGCUCAAUGCAAAGCUGUUUGCGUUGAAGCGGGUAUGAUUGCUUUGAGACGUGAUGCCACUGAAAUUCUUCACGAAGACUUUAUGGAUGCGAUUUUGGAAGUUCAAGCUAAAAAGAAGGCGUCACUCAACUACUAUGCCUAA
This is a messenger RNA of Caenorhabditis angaria, 1564 nucleotides long. The record is from the annotation of a GenBank genome assembly. NCBI's taxonomy places the organism in Eukaryota, Metazoa, Nematoda, Chromadorea, Rhabditida, Rhabditidae.